Molecule: messenger RNA, 1020 nt
Organism: Patiria miniata (bat star)
Lineage: Eukaryota; Metazoa; Echinodermata; Asteroidea; Valvatida; Asterinidae
Product: probable G-protein coupled receptor 19
Exons: 1
Coding region: 1-1020 (339 amino acids)
Biological process (GO): G protein-coupled receptor signaling pathway
Cellular component (GO): membrane
Molecular function (GO): G protein-coupled receptor activity
Source: RefSeq, a predicted model, not a curated record
AUGCAGAAUACGACCCAGCCUGAGAUGCCAGCGGACACGGAUCCUGGAGCGAUAACCUUCAACAUUAUCUCUGCCGUGUGCUGGUCCAUGGUCACCCCUACGGCCAUAGUGACAAACACCUUCACACUACUGGUAAUACACCGUACUGCCAACCACGCAGAUGAAGUCAAUCACAUCUUCAUCGUGGCCAUCAAUCUCAUCCUCCUGUUGAUUUGUCUGUGCUUCGCCCUCCCGUCCACUAUCAGCUCUAUCGCAGGCGGCAGGUGGAUCCUAGGCACCUUCCUGUGCUCGGCUCAGAGUCUCGUGAUGGUCUACUUGCACUGCGUUAGCGCCUUCUUGAUGUUAAGCUACUCUCUGGAGAGGUUUGUUUUCCUGCAGUACCCGCUACGCUACCCUCGACUGAUCACCGUGGAACGAGCCAAACGCCUGGUAGCAUGCAUUCUCAUCCUAGCUCUCGUGAACAUCCCCCUCAGUGGGGUUUUGUCCGAUUGGAAAGGAGUCUACAUUCCCUCGUGUCACGUCUGCGCUCCUUACUCCGACCCUGUUCUCAACAAAGCGUUGUUCUUAUCCUUCUUCAUCCUUCUGUCCGUCGUUCCGUCAGUGGUCGCCUACAUCGUCCACACAGCUCUGCUGUUGACUGUCAGGCAGCAUCUAAGACGCAUUAUGGCCGAGAUACCGCGGACGUCGUUGAAUACGAACGGCCAACAAACGGCUGAUGACGGAGCGGCCAUCACCGGCCAGCGGCUGCAGGUGGCCACGUUUGACCGCAAGAUCCGAGUCAACAAAUCCCAGCUGAUUCUUCUGACCCUCAUCUCACCGUUGGCCCUCGGAGUGUACCUGAUUCUAGACCUUGCUCUGUUCGGCUUCAUGAUACCAAGGUAUUUAGUCCUUGUGGGGAACCUUAGUAUCUUCAGUGGACCGACUCUGAUCGGGUUGAAAGUCAUGCUCAACAGCAGGGUGUUCAAGCAAACCGCGAAGCAGCUUUUCACCUGUUGUUACAGCGUGAACAGCAACGAGUAA